GCACAGGAGCCUCAAAGGUACCUUCCGGUGAACGGCCGGGAAUGCCGCGUCAUUACCCCGGCCAGGUUGCAUGAGAUCGCCAUUGCGUAGCACGGCGUGCGAUUACUCUUCUCCACUGCGCCUCUUGCCACCACCACCCUCUCAACACAUCACCACCUCGUCUUUUCAAACUCGGCAGCGAUGGCGUCGGUUGCCGAUUACAACAAAGAUACCCCUCCUACCCUGAUGACCUCGCUUCCCACGGACGCGGCGAGCGCGAGCGCGCUCGUGGACGACGGCGCGGCCGCAAAGUUGACAGAGAUACUGCGGUCGGAGAUCGGUGUCGCUGCACUCCUUACGCGUUUGAAGCAGUCGAUUUCGUCGAGCAGGGACUUUGCGGUUUUCUUGAAGAAGCGGGCGAUGCUGGAGGACGACCAGGCGCAAGGUAUCCGAAAGCUAUGCAAAGCCACCAUCGAGUCGCUGCGCAGACCGGACUGCCGGCAGGAAUCGUACGGACAUCAGUUCGAGGGGAUAACGCGCUUGCACGAUCGGCUGGCGGAGAAUGGUCUCGACUUUGCGCUGGCUCUACACCAGAUUCACGAUGAGAUGCUCGAGUUGGCAAACAACAUGGAGCGCAACCGCAAGCAUUGGAAGCAGACUGGGACUACAGCUGAGAAGAAGGCGCAUGAUGCAGAGCAGGCCGCGGAGAAGGCGAAAGCGAAAUACAUCAGCUGUGCAGAAGAAUACGACCGCGUCAAGACCGGGGCGCGACCUACCAAGUCGUUCGGCUUCAAGGCAUCCAGAUCCGGGUCGCAGCACGAGGAGGAGCUUCACCGACGCGUCCUGGCUGCUUCUGCCGACUACGAGAGCAAGGUGCAGAUCGCGAAUGCCAACCGACAAGAGUUGGUUGCAGCCCUCCGUCCGCAGGCUGUUGGUGCUCUGCGAGAGCUGGUCCGGGAGUGCGAUGCCGGCUUGACGGUACAUCUUCAGAAAUACGCCGAACUCAACGAGAAACUCAUUCUCAGGAAUGCUCUGACGAUAAACCCUCCGGGCGAGCCAGAACAAACGCGCACGCUCCGAGAUAUGGUGGGCUUCAUCGACAAUGACAACGACUUCAAGUUCUUCUUGUUUGAGUUCUCGUCGAAGACGCCACUACCUCUAAAGGAACCAGAGCUCAAGUUCGAGCCUCACCCGAGUCUCGUUGCAACACAACCAUUCCAUCAGCAACAACAGCAGCAACAUCCACAGUAUCUACAGCAGCAACAUCAGCAGCAACAACAUCAGCAACAGCAACACCAGCAGCAGCAACACCAGCAGCAGCAACACCAGGAACAGCAACAUCAACAGCAGCAGCAUAUGCCGCAGCAGCAGCAGUAUCAACAGCAGCAACAUCAGCAGCAGCAGCACUUCCAGCAACAGCAACUUCCGCAGCAACUUCCGCAGCAACCUCUGCAGCAACCGCAACCCCAUCAGCAAUACGGCAUCCCGCAGAAUACCCCCCCGCAAGGCGUACUGGGUGGCAUACAGGGCGGCAUACAGGGUGGCAUACGCAACCUCCUUGGGAAUGGCAACGGCAACCGUGGCAGCCCCGUCCAACUCAAUUCACCAGCAGGAAUGGCCCCGCAAGAUCCCCAGAGCGCUAUGGUUCCAAAUGGCGGGGGGUUUGGAGCAGUCAUUCAACAGCCGGUCACCUUGCCCAUCGCUCAGCCCGUCCACCCCGGACAGGUACCAAUGCUGCGCUCGGAUUCGCAGCAAACCGCGGUGCACCCUACAUCUCUGAACCCGAUCUUCGGAGUAUCCCUAGACGAUCUGUUUGCACGCGAUGAUCUCCUGAUUCCCAAGGUGAUCGAAGAGUGCAUACAGGCAGUGGAACUCUAUGGGCUCGACGUCGAGGGCAUCUACCGUCUCUCGGGCGAUAAGAAGCAUGUCGACCAGAUCAAGAUCAUGUUUGACAAUGACCAGAACCUGGACUUCCGCCGUCCCGAAGAUUUCUUCCACGACGUCAACAGCGUCGCGAGUGUGUUGAAGCAGUUCCUGAUGGAGCUUCCGGACCCAGUCAUCACGAACGAACUCUACGCGCAAUUCAUCGGCGCAUCCAAAAUCGACGAUCCCGUCAGCCGCCGCGAUGCGUUGCACGGAUUGAUAAACCAGCUGCCGGACCCUAACUACGCCAUUCUUCGUCGUCUCAUUCUGCACCUCCACGCCGUCCAGCAGCAUGCAAACACGAACCGGAUGAACACCGGGAACCUAGCCAUUUGCUUUGGGCCGACGUUGAUGUGCAACACGAACGCGAACAUGGCCGACACCGGCUGGCAGGUGCGCGCGAUCGAUACCGUGUUGCAGAAUUGCUUUUCUAUCUUUGACAAUGAGUGAACUGGGUAUCGAGGUGGUGGUGGGGGUGGCAACUGUGGCGAUUUUGGCGAGGGUGGCGUUGGGAACGUACGAGUUGGGAAUGUAUCGAUUGGACUGUUGUAGUGUACAGAACAUGUUUUACCAAAGAAAUUGAAUGCGCUUUGGAGCCCGCCAAACCACGGUAUUCUUCAGAUAUUAUGUUCUCCUCCGCAACCGGUGUAAUCACGUGCGCGAAGAAGGUGAACAGCUUCCCUUGGUACGGUAUUCUACCA
Tricharina praecox is the source of this 2603-nucleotide messenger RNA. RefSeq lists its product as uncharacterized. The record is from RefSeq and is a predicted model, not a curated record. NCBI's taxonomy places the organism in Eukaryota, Fungi, Ascomycota, Pezizomycetes, Pezizales, Pyronemataceae. Gene Ontology annotation, cellular component: cytoplasm. The transcript is spliced from 14 exons. Gene Ontology annotation, biological process: signal transduction; regulation of GTPase activity. The coding region runs from base 181 to 2352 and encodes 723 amino acids.